AUGCCCUCGCCUCUGGCCCUGCGGCCCUACCUGCGGGGCGAGUUGUCCCCGUCCCUGGACUCGCGGCCCUGCAGCAGCCCUGCCGAGCUCCCCGGGAAGGCAGGGAAGCUCCUCCUGGCGGCCACUCCUCCCCGGGUCCCGCGGCUGCCUCGCCGGCUGGCCUGGUGCUCUAUAGACUGGGAGCAGGUGUGCCUGCUGCAGAGGCUGGGAGCUGGAGGGUUUGGCUCGGUAUACAAGGCGACCUACCGUGGUGUCCCUGUGGCCGUGAAGCAGGUGAACAAGUGCACCAAGAACCGACUAGCAUCCCAGCGGAGUUUCUGGGCCGAGCUCAACGUAGCAAGGCUACACCACGACAACAUAGUGCAGGUCGUGGCCGCCAGCACGCGCUCGCCGGCGGGCUCCAACAGUCUGGGUACCAUAAUCAUGGAGUUUGGUGGCAGUGUCACUUUACACCAAGCCAUCUACGGCGCUCCCGGCUACACUGAGGCGGGGGAGCCUCACUGCUCUGCUGGAGAACACUUAAGUCUGGGGAAGUGUGUGAAGUAUUCCCUGGAUAUUGUGAACGGCCUGCUCUUCCUUCACUCGCAGAGCAUCGUGCACUUGGACCUGAAGCCGGCGAACAUUUUGAUCAGUGAGCAGGAUGUCUGUAAAAUUAGUGACUUUGGUUGCUCCGAGAAGCUGGAAGAUCUGCUGUGCUUCCAGACGCAUCCUUACCACCCAGGAGGCACAUACACCCACCAAGCCCCGGAGCUCCUGAAAGGAGAGACCAUAACGCCCAAGGCCGACAUCUAUUCCUUUGCCAUCACCCUCUGGCAGAUGACGACCAGGGAGGUGCCUUACUCGGGGGAGCAGCAGCACGUGCUCUACGCCGUGGUGGCCUACAACCUUCGCCCGCCUCUCUCGGCCGCUGUCUUCAGCAGCUCUCUGUCUGGGCAGCGACUUGAGGACAUCAUUCAGUGCUGCUGGAGGGCCUGCGCUUCUCAGAGGCCAAGUGCAGAGCUGCUCUUGGUGGACCUUAACUCUUUAAAAGCGGAAUUUGACUGA
Propithecus coquereli (Coquerel's sifaka) is the source of this 1044-nucleotide messenger RNA. It is a transcript of the gene MOS, whose product is annotated as v-mos Moloney murine sarcoma viral oncogene homolog. Gene Ontology annotation, molecular function: protein kinase activity; ATP binding. The record is from RefSeq and is a predicted model, not a curated record. Lineage: Eukaryota; Metazoa; Chordata; Mammalia; Primates; Indriidae. The coding region runs from base 1 to 1044 and encodes 347 amino acids. Gene Ontology annotation, biological process: protein phosphorylation. The transcript has a single exon.